This is a messenger RNA of Anthonomus grandis grandis, 610 nucleotides long. RefSeq names its product M-phase phosphoprotein 6 (gene Mpp6). The transcript has a single exon. The record is from RefSeq and is a predicted model, not a curated record. Gene Ontology annotation, biological process: maturation of 5.8S rRNA. The coding region runs from base 144 to 575 and encodes 143 amino acids. NCBI's taxonomy places the organism in Eukaryota, Metazoa, Arthropoda, Insecta, Coleoptera, Curculionidae.
AACCUCACUUUUUGAAAUUUAAUUAUUUCUUGGUUUAUUUACAUUUUACAUGUUUUAAAAGGCAUUUUGUGCUUAAUCAACAUCAGAAUCUAUACAAAGUGCCUUUUCCUUAUAAAAUAUUAGUCAAAUACGUUCUAAUAACCAUGGAACAGGAUAAAGGUGUAAAACUUUCAAAAACCAUCCUGGAAAUGAAAUUCAUGAAGAAAACCAAAGAAAAAGUGCUAAAAGAACAGGAAGAUGCUGAGGGCCAAGCGAUGUACUCCAACGAAAUAACCGAGGCAAUGAGAAGAGACGGUAACAUCAUAUUUAGGGAGGCAAGCAUAAGUUUAUGCAAAAACUUAGUCGAAGGGCGAUUAUCGUUUGGUGGAAUGAACCCCGAUGUCGAAAAGCUUAUGGAAAAGGACUAUAACAAACAAAUAUUCGAGUCUGAGAGGAAGAAAGAGAAGGACAUAAGUGAUGAACAGAUGGCCAAAGAUUAUUCAUCAGUAGUCGAUACAAUCGGAAACAAAUUUAAAGGAAAAAGAAGCAAAAAUAAGACGUUUCAAAAACCUGCAAAAGAUGAGCCCCUUGUUUAAUUUAAGUGCGUCAUCAAUAAAUUAUUUUAAGAUAA